Molecule: messenger RNA, 1669 nt
Organism: Polyodon spathula (Mississippi paddlefish)
Lineage: Eukaryota; Metazoa; Chordata; Actinopteri; Acipenseriformes; Polyodontidae
Product: acid-sensing ion channel 1B-like
Exons: 1
Biological process (GO): sodium ion transmembrane transport
Cellular component (GO): membrane
Source: RefSeq, a predicted model, not a curated record
UUCGACCCUCUGGGGCAGGGCGGGGGGAGCCAGGGGGAGGAGGAAGACUUUGACGAAGACGACUACUACGAAGAGCACGAGGUUGAGGACCUGGCCACCUUCCUGGAUGGCUGCAGCCUCCACGGGGCCAACAACAUCAGCCACCUCUGCGCCAAGGGGGAGAGCAGGAAGGUGGGGGUGCGGCAGGGCCUGUGGCUGCUCGCCUUCCUCUUCUCCAUCACCAUGUUCCUCUACCAGGUGGUGGACCGCGUGAUGCUCUACCUGCAGUACCCUCACAUCACAGCGCUCGACGAGCUCAACGCCAAGGUCCUGACCUUCCCAGCCGUCACCCUCUGCAACUUCAACAAGUACCGCCGCUCCAAGCUGAGCUACAGCGACCUGCUCUACAUGGGGCCCCUGCUGGGCUACAGUGAGGACAUGGUCCCCGGGUUUUCCAUGGCCCCCGAGCCUGACCUGGGGGGCGACCCCUUCACCAUGAGGGAGUUCUACACCCGAGCCCGCCACCAGAUGGAGGAGAUGCUGCUGGAGUGCUCAUACCGAGGAAAGGAGUGCGGACCCGAGAACUUCACCGAGGUGAGCGGGGAGUGACGUGGGGGUCGGGGGGUUCAGCAGAGUUGGGUACCACAGCACUGGCUUUCUUAUAAGGCAAUCAGUGGUGUCCGAUCACGGUCCUAAUCCUGCUCCAGGUUAACAGGUGAUUAACUAUUUCAGCGUCGGUUCAGAGCAGGAUUGGAAAGACUUGUGUUGUGUUUUGGUUUACCGAUCUAGGUGUUCAUGUGAAUUGACUUUAGUGAACGGGCUGAGAGUGGAGGGAGGUGUGUGUUUGUGUGUGUUUGUGUGUGUGGGGGUGAUUAGCUGUAACGUUUGUCUAAUUGGGGGCAAGGGGGUAAGGUCUGGAGCGUUGCUGGUCUCUUUCAUAUUGGAAGGUUGAGUGGUAGUGUUCCGAGGGGAGCAGUUACUGACAGGUCCUUAUGAACGUCCGCCUCUGGCUCACCUUAGAGCAACUCCUUUUGCUGGCUGCACUUUACGUAGGCUGUCGAGAAGCCAGCAAUCUGAAGCUAUUAAGCGUGAGCCGCCUUUAUUAAAUCAGAGAGUAAUCUAAACCCUUUAACGCCUUGCCGUCGAUGAUGCCCGACGCUCAUCUUGUGCACAGUCGAGUGGCAAUAAUAAAACCAAUUAUCCUCACCGCUAAACUGUCUUCAGAGGAAAUUGGCAGUUUGACUUGUGACCAGUUAACCGCCAGCCUCUGUGCACGCUUUUUCCUCAAUUCCCUGCUAAUGCCGAGACGGUGAAUCCAAGCUGUCUGCAGCUGUUCUGGUCCAGCUGGGAGAGAAACGUGAAAUAACAGCCAAUGUGAACAUGAACCGCUCCCACAGAAAUAAGUUUAUAGAAAAAGACUGGAAAAAGAAUGCACUAAAUUGUUUUGGUUUUUAUUUUCUUUAUUGUUUUGAAAUGACAGAAAGGCGGCAAAUCUAUCAGGGUAAACCUUUAGAGGGACUGUAAACCGAAUCAGUGAGGAGGGAGGAGCACUCUGCACAGUCUGUCUCAGUGAGGAGGGAGGAGCACUCUGCACAGUCUGUCUCAGUGAGGAGGGAGGAGCACUCUGCACAGUCUGUCUCAGUGAGGAGGGAGGAGCACUCUGCACAGUCUGUCUCAGUGAGGAGGGAGC